Messenger RNA from Aedes albopictus (Asian tiger mosquito), 387 nucleotides. RefSeq lists its product as uncharacterized. The record is from RefSeq and is a predicted model, not a curated record. Bases 1 to 387 code for a protein of 128 amino acids. The transcript is spliced from 2 exons. Lineage: Eukaryota; Metazoa; Arthropoda; Insecta; Diptera; Culicidae.
AUGAGGAGCACCUACCUACAUAACUUCGAACUAGCUGAUGACCUUGCUUUCCUAGCUCAACUACGAUCUGAUAUGCAGAGUAAGCUCGAUGAUCUUGCUGAUCGCUCUUCGGCGUCAGGUCUUACUAUCAACGCCAACAAGACCAAAUCGUUGGACGUAACCACGGUCAAUCCUUCUAGCUUUACGGUAGCUGGGCAAGCACUGGAGAAUGUUGCAAGCUUCCAAUAUCUUGGUAGCCAAAUAGCGACCGAUGGCUGCAACAAGAUUGACAUGGGUCUUGGUCUUCAGCACCACCACAGCAUCAGCGUAACAUUGCAGCAGCAGCAGCAGCAACGGCUUGACGGAUACCUAUGUAAUUUCAUCCCAUUUCGCUUGGAAGCUGGCUAG